GUCCCUGGAGGCAACAUGACGGAGUAUAAGCUCGUGGUGGUGGGCACUGGCAACGUGGGGAAGAGUGCCCUGACCAUCCAGUUCUUCCAGAACCACUUCGUGGAAGAGUACGACCCCACCAUCGAGGACUCUUACCGGAAGCAAGUGGUUAUCGAUGGGGAGACGUGCCUGUUGGACAUCCUGGACACGGCCGGCCAGGAGGAGUACAGCGCCAUGCGGGCCCAGUACAUGCGCACUGGCGAGGGUUUCCUCUGCGUGUUCGCCAUCAACAACACCAAGUCCUUCGAGGAUAUCCACCAGUACCGGCAGCAGAUCGGGCAGGUGAAGGACUCGGACGACGUGCCCAUGGUGCUGGUGGGGAACAAGUGUGACCUGGCUGCACGCACCGUGGAGACCCAACAGGCGCAGGACCUGGCCUGCAGCUACGGCAUCCCCUACGUCGAGACCUCGGCCAAGACGCGCCAGGGCGUGGAGGACGCCUUCUACACGCUGGUGCGUGAGAUCCGGCAGCACAAGCUACGCAAGGUGAGCCCGCCAGAUGAGGGCAGCCCCGGCUGCAUGAGCAGCAAAUGCGUGCUCUUCUGA
Messenger RNA from Rhinolophus ferrumequinum (greater horseshoe bat), 585 nucleotides. RefSeq names its product GTPase HRas-like. Gene Ontology annotation, cellular component: plasma membrane. The coding region runs from base 16 to 585 and encodes 189 amino acids. Lineage: Eukaryota; Metazoa; Chordata; Mammalia; Chiroptera; Rhinolophidae. Gene Ontology annotation, biological process: Ras protein signal transduction; cellular senescence. The record is from RefSeq and is a predicted model, not a curated record. The transcript has a single exon. Gene Ontology annotation, molecular function: GTP binding; GDP binding; GTPase activity.